CGGACCUUUGCGCCCCGACGCUACCAAUUUUUGAGAGCAUUCGGAGUUUGCUUUACAAAGAAUUCAUUCCCAUUUCCCUCUUUUUCCCUUUCUCUUCUCCUUCGAUUACCUAUGGCUGCCGCAUCUGCCACCGCUAUUAAUCGGAAUCAGGUUGAUCUGUCCGACUUCAUUAACUGGUCUGGUGUCGAGUGCCUCAACCAGAAUUUUAGCCAUACUUUUACAAAUGCUCUUAAUCAGACUUGUAGGGAUAAUGACAGCUUGCUUUUGGAGAGUGAUGCAGAUGAGCAGCUCUUGAUAUACAUACCUUUUAACCAAGUCGUUAAAUUGCAUUCCUUGGUCAUCAAGGGACCUGAAGAGGAAGGUCCUAGGACUGUAAAGCUUUUCUCAAACAAGGAGAAUAUGGGAUUUGGCAACGUCAAUGACUACCCUCCCAGUGACACAAUCGUGUUGUCCCCAGAUAAUCUUACGGGAAAGCCAGAGGUUGUGAAGUACGUGAAAUUUCAAAAUGUUCGUAGCUUGACAAUUUUUAUAGAGGAUAACCAAUCUGGAACCGACACUACAAAAAUUCAAAAGAUUGCCUUGUAUGGAACAACCGUUGAAACAACCGACAUGAAGGGUCUGAAGAAGAUCGAGGAUCACUAAAUGCAGAAACCAUGGUCUGUCUCACACAUCUCAUAUGAUUACGAGUAAUUGAUAUCAAAGUUCAGUUUUCCGUAACGAUAAAGAAAGAACUAUAUAAUGGCUUUUUGAUGUCAUAUUCUGGAAUUUUGAUGAGUUUGUUAUACCUGUUUGAUCGGGGGCGAUGUGUAGUUCAUUCAAAAUAUAUCCACACUUAUGCACAUUGUUAGGUAGUUUACAAAGGAGGAUUAAUGCCUGAUAAUUUCACCUAACUAUUAGGGCUGCUUGAUCAAUGGUUGAGAUUGGCCAUUUUAAAAGAAUGCAAGGGGGUGUUUGUUUAUGUAA
Messenger RNA from Cucumis melo (muskmelon), 963 nucleotides. RefSeq names its product PITH domain-containing protein At3g04780. The record is from RefSeq and is a predicted model, not a curated record. NCBI's taxonomy places the organism in Eukaryota, Viridiplantae, Streptophyta, Magnoliopsida, Cucurbitales, Cucurbitaceae. The transcript has 8 exons. The coding region runs from base 112 to 642 and encodes 176 amino acids.